Molecule: messenger RNA, 6368 nt
Organism: Micropterus salmoides (largemouth bass)
Lineage: Eukaryota; Metazoa; Chordata; Actinopteri; Centrarchiformes; Centrarchidae
Gene: cables2b
Product: Cdk5 and Abl enzyme substrate 2b
Exons: 10
Coding region: 87-1712 (541 amino acids)
Biological process (GO): regulation of cell cycle
Source: RefSeq, a predicted model, not a curated record
AGCGGUCUCGCACCGGGUAAAAGGGAUUUGAUAGUUGCGGGUCUCGAGCCGAGCCUUCAGUUGACUUCCUCGGUGGGACAGAGACCAUGGCGGCGGCGGCGGCUGCUGCCUGUGGCCCGCACAGCGCUGCGAUAACGGCCGCUGCUAGCGGCAAGAAAACGCACAGUAACAGGGAACACAGUCGGAGGAACCGGGAGAACUCUCGCCGGAGACAAGCGGCUCUUUUGUUUCUCAGUAACAUCUCCCUGGACGGACGACCAGUUAACGACCAGAGUAAUUCAGCCGACAAUGCAGGAAGCCGCCAGCACAAAGAGACCGACUUGGAGGGAGCCGACUUCGGCUCUGCGGUGGCGACACCGACCGGGUUGUGCCCGGAGCUGGGAAACAGCAGCUACGGGACAUUCUCCAGUUUGGCAGCGUCCGUGAGCUGCGGGAACGUCAGUCCCUCCCCGGCACAGAGGACACUCCUCAACAUACCGCCUAUCCUGGUCCUUCCGUCGGACACGGGGUUCAACGAUGUGGGGAGCGCGGAGGUGCUGGUGGAGUGCCGCAGAGGCUCGUUCCCCCCACCGGGGAACAGUAACCUGCUCUCGCCGUCCCCGUCCAACGUCAGCCUGCUGCCGUCGCCGAUGGGACCGCGGAAAUCUUCCACAUUGCUGUCAGUUCAGAGCUGUAACUCUGUGUCCUCAGAGCCGCGACAAAGGACUCGUAACCUCUCUGGUGGAUCUCCCAGACCUCGACACACCAAGAAGAUCCACUUCAUCAAAAAUAUGAAACAGUACGACACGAGAGGCAGCAGGAUCGUGAUGAUCUGUGCCAAGAGAUCUCUGUGUGCUGCCUUCUCUGUUCUGCCCUACGGGGAAAGUUUCUACCUCAGUGACCCGACAUUAAACCACCCCAGGAGGAGGCACUCGUCUGGUAACAUUUCCACCACCCUGGAGAUGCUGCCGGGGCUAGAGGGCUUUCAACUGGAUACCUACGGCAGGUCUGUGUCGUAUGCCCAGUUCCUGUACCCCACCAAUGCCCUAGUGAGGCAGAAGCCGUCGUCGACCAGUAACCUAACGCUGCAGAUUCCCAUGUCCCGGAGCACACACAGCAUGUCUGGCAGGAGCUGCCCACCCAGCAGACUGAGCAGCACCGUGGGACUGGACCUGGGUGUGGAAGAUGUGACAGAUUACGAUCCUAACAUCCUCAAUGACCCCCAGUGGCCUUGUGGGAAACACAAGCGGGUGCUGAUCUUUGCCUCCUACAUGACGACCGUAAUAGAAUAUGUCAAACCGUCCGAUCUGAAGAAAGACAUGAAUGAGACGUUUAAGGAGAAGUUUCCUCACAUUAAACUCACCCUCAGCAAGAUACGCAGUCUGAAGAGAGAGAUGAGAGUAGUAGGGGAGGAUUGCGGCAUGCAGCCCGUCACCAUCGCAAUGGCGUUCGUCUACUUUGAGAAGUUAGUGCUGCAGGGUCGACUCAAUAAACAGAACAGGAAGUUGGUGUCAGCUGCCUGCAUCCUACUGGCUGCUAAGAUCAGCAGUGACCUAAAAAAACAGGAGGUCAAACACCUCAUUGAUAAGCUGGAGGAACGGUUCAGGAUCAGCCGGAGGGAACUCAUUUCGUUUGAGUUCACCAUCCUGGUCGCCCUGGAGAUGGCGCUCUACCUCCCUGAGAGUAAAGUCAUGCCACAUUACAGACGGCUGGUGCAGCAGCAGCAGUCGUAGCAGACACACACACAUCGAUCGCUCCCUCCAGGGACUCGCUACACCUUCCUGCUCCACACUGUGACGGACGGAUCCUCGUGAUGCCUGGCUCAGCGAGAAUCCUCCUCCUCUCUGCUCACAAUGCAGACACCAAAGCUCAUCCACACUGUGAUGGUAGUACGACGGCAGGCCUGGCAAUGCCUGGUUCAGCAGCAGAGCAGCACAGAACGCAACACCUUCUCUUCCUCCCUCAAGCACCAAAGUGACGACACACUGUGAUCAAGGGUGUCUGGCUCGACGGCACGGUCAGAAUUCCUGGAGGUCAAACUCAUCCCCUCAAAAUCACGUCUUUCUUAAAGGAAAUUUUUUUUUUUACCAAAUUUCAUUCCUGUCGGAUUUAAAAAGGGUUUUCCUCACUAUCUCCUUGCAGCAGAGAUUUUUGCGAUCUGCUGAACACAGCUCUGUAAGGAUUGCUGGGUGAAACUUCACAGCUUUAGAUCAGUUAAUCUGAGUAAUUUAGUCCUCCUUGCUAAAACCUCUGUGCUUAGGCAGGUGAGCAGCAUAUUGACCAAGAAAGAUGUGAAAUUGACUUCCACACAAAAUCUAACCAGAAGUGCCGUUUCCAAAACAGUUUUCAAACUCACUCCCAAUCAAAAGGUUUUCUCGAGCGCUUUAGGUCUAUUUAUUUUAGAUUUACCUUAAAUUUAAGUCUAACGCUCUAGUCUAAAACUGCUUCGUCAAGUUUGGAGUUCACUGCCGCUGUACCUCUGUGGGCCAAAGUCACUUAGACUGUGAUAUAAUGGCUGAAAUAACACUUGUUAUUUUGGUUCAAAUGUGUUGAGUGAGGUUUGUGCAUUUGACAAUCAUUUUGAAGCAUUAUACUGCUGACAUCCCCAUAUUUUUCUAGAAACUAAAAUUGUGAAAUUUUAUUUGAGGUGAGAAAUUCAGGCCAAGAAAGGAAAUCGUUCCAGCACUGUGGUGACAGCAGUUUCCAGUAUUUCCUUGUGUAUCUUGUCAUCUUGCUGGUCUGGUGUCACUGGUCAGACUCUAACUCACAUUAAUGUCAUGAAAUCAGCGCUUUUCUGUGUGCAGUCCUGGCGUCAUAUUCUUCGUUCUCUCUGAACUUCCAGCUGGCUUCUCAAUUAAUCACACUCGCUCCAAUCAUUAGUUUAUCGAGGAGAAGGAUCACUGGUGGCAUUUUUCAGCAUCAUCCCUCUUUACAGUAACACACGUGGAGCUGCAGAAGCUCCGCUGGAGGAGUUUAGAUGUUUAAGUGCCUUGGCCUGAGGGCACCUGAAGUGUAGUUGUUCCUGUUGUCUGUCCUUGAAUCCGACGAUUCAAACCAGCCUUAUCUUCACCUCUCCUCUGUAUUGGUGUCUGUCUCGCUCUCAUGCUGGAGUCCCUCCUCCUUCCUGGUUUGAUGUGAAUGAUCAGCUGCUCACUCUGGUGGUCACAGAGAAGCAGUGCAUUCAGAUUAGAGUAAAAACAAAUGACAGCAACACUGCUGUCGCCUCUGCCGCAGUGAACGCUUCUUGUGACCGCCAAAGGUCUUCUCAAGGAAAAAUCGCUGUGGCAUCCUGAAUAAUUUGUUUCCCUCCCCCGUCCUGUUUGCUUCUUUGAUGUUGCAUAAACACUGCGUCCCACAGCAAGAGUCCAUGUCUGCUGUGAUCUGCAUUUCUAUGCUGAGAAAUGUCAUAACAGGUCAACAAAGCCUGUUCCAAACACUUUUUCAGAUGCACCCUGGAAAAUGCAGCCUUCUUUUUCCACAAAUUUGGGGGACACAACCAGUGUUUCCUUUUGAGGUCUAAUAUCCCAGAAAGGUGGAAAUCAUUAAACUAUGUUUAACACAACUCAGCUGAUGUCACCUCACAGCAGAGGCUGCAAGAUUCAGUUGAUAUAGAUACGAUUUUUAAAUACAGGACAAAAACCUGUCACUUAAUAAGACCGUGGUCUAGAUGUUUCAUUGAUGCUACAGUAGAAACGUAAAUUAAUCAGCAUCUGAUUGCAUCAUCAUGAUAACUAAUUAGUAAAUUUUUGGGGGCAAAAAAUCUGAUUACAGCUCCUCAAAUGUGGAAGUAUCCUGGUCUGUUUGUUAUAACCUAAAUUUUGGGGGGUUUAAGGCUGCCAGUCGGACAAAACAAACCUAACUUGGGCUUUGAGAAACUGAUUACCAUUUAUCACUUUUUCACUGACAUUAUAUCGACCGAACAAUUACUUUCACCAUGGAUUAAUCUGUUGUUUUUUUCCCUCUCUAGUUAAUGCUCAUCACUUUCAUUUUUAGCUGAUUUUCAUUCAUGCCCCGGGUGGAGACAUGAAAAACAAUGACAGCUGUAAAACAAAUGGGUGAAAACCCUGAAAGAGACACCAGCUCACACACGGUACAGACAGGUUGGUGCCGACGCUGAAGCUUCUUAAAGGUGACUGCAAACUGCAUCUCAUUUUACAACCCUGAUGAGAAACUGACCUUGUAAAGUCAUCAUUGUGCAGAUGUGGUGUCCGAACAGACUUCCUCAUCCUGUCUGAACUGUGAACAUCAACUACCAAAAAGGCCGUUCUGUUAGUGAACUACCCUAGAAAAACUACUUUUCACUCAUAUUAUUUAUUCUGUUUUUACUGUAUCAUAAAGGGACUAAUAUUUACCCAAACAGAGGCUUUAACAGGAUGUCUGUACCUGUUUUGUUCCCCCGUGUUGCAGCAGUAAAGAACUGGUGUUAGGAAACAGUGUGUAAUUUUAUCUGCUUUACCCACAAACAUGAAGUGGGUGUGUUCUUUUAAAAGUGGUUACCACUUGUGACAACUGCAGGAACACUCCCUGUAGAGCCUCUGUUGUUUUUGCACUUUGCCUUUUUGCUUCACAAUCCUGAAUCUUUGUUAUAACUAAGUAACAAUGGUAAUAAUAUUUUUCUAUUUUAAAUAUGUUAUUGUAUUGCUGUAUAUUGAAAAGUGACCAAGUCACUGAAAAUUAUUUAUUGCUAAUAAUCCUCCAGAUGAGGGAUCAUGUUUUAAACAGAGCUGCGAUUGUGAACCUGCAGACGACAAAUCACCAGAUUAUUCAGUUAAAAAACUAUUUUGGCAAAUGUUUUGACUUAAAAUAAGAUUCCUCAUCUUGAGGUUUCAUAUCAAUGUUCUUCCACUGAUGUUGACUGUUGUUUUUUGGAGUGUGGGUUCAUCUGCACGUGAAUGUUUGAGCAGCAGAUUAACAAGUCGCAUUUGGACUAACAAAAAGAAACCGAUGACGUGGUUUAGGACUCCCUGAGGAAUAAUCUAUAGAUCAGGCUUCUGAUAUAUAACACUCGUUAGGAUUAUUUCAUUGUUGGUUUUGGUCUUUCCAUGGGAUUGAAUGACAAUAAGAACAAUACUGAAUAUUUGCAAACUCAACCUUUUGAAGGACCAUAUCAGUGAUUUUUCAUGUUUAGCCUAUUCAGUCUGCACUAAAACUGUGCAUGUUACAAUGCAGACUAAACCUGCAACACAUAGCUGCACGGAUUAGUCGAUUUGCAGAAAAGAUUCUCAAAUGUGAGAAUUUUAUUAGGACAAAUUAAAACAGGCAUUUUUCACUAUUGUCUGAAAUUGUAUUCGUAAAAUAAUUAUUAGCCAAUACAUAAUAAGAUAAGAAUUCAUUGCAGCCUUAAUGCAGACUUGAGUUUUACUUUUCUGCUCCCUAACUUUUGUACUGUACUGGUGGUUAAUAAAACCACUGGCUGCCUGAAAGAUAAGAGAAGCAUUGAAAACACCUAAGUUUUACAACAUCAUACAACAUUUUUUAAAGAUUUGGUUUCAGUUUUCUCUCUCCUGCUCUAACGAAGAAGAAUCCACACUCCAGUCUGCACUGAGACACUUCAGAGCGGAGAUGUAUGUUUGAACUGUUAUCUUUGUGAAAUGUAUAAAAGGGAAAAGUUAACAUCGACGCUUCCUUUAGUUAAGUUGAUGAAAUAUGAAAGACGUUAAAAGAAGCACUACGACAAACGAUAGAGCAGAAACGGCACACAAUCUUCCAAAGUCGUCUUCUCUACAUUAGAGAUUUGUGAAAUUGAUUCUAUGCAGUUUUUAUUCUGUCAGCUGACCUUCAUCCUCCUCCUCUUCCUCCUCAGUGUGUUUACUUUUAAUGUGCCACAGCAUUUCACCUUUUAUUUAAACCUCACAUGUUGUAUUUACUUUGUUUUGUAUCGAGUAAUUGUUUUUAUUCUUUGAGCACUGUAAGUCUGUAAAGGGAAAUAUUUACCAAGUGUUUGUCUUCCAUUUAUAUUAUUGUUUUUACAUUUUAAGUUAAAUAAGGUUUUUUUAUUGUUUGUCUUUUUUUUUUUUUUUUGGACGAGCUAUGCAGCAAUUUAGCAGCGUUGCAAUCAUGACACCACAGGAAGUUUAUGCGUGAAAAUAUUAUUUAUGUUUUGUUGUUGCCACCUUUUCACGUCAUGUGUAGUGAUACAGAUGAGAAAAGAAACAGAGGUUAAAGGACUUUGACUUGUGACAAGAGUUGAUAUUUUUGCAAGCUGAAGUUUAUCAACCUGCUUGCAGACACUUGCACUGCAGGACAGUUUGGUAUUCAACACCAAAUGGGACAUGAGUGGAUGAAAAUAUUUAUAAAAUAUUUUGUAAAAGAUAAAAGACCAUAUACUGUUUAAACUGCCAAUAUUCAAUUCAUGUCAAGUUUAUUUUCAAUAAAAAUAUCUAAAUUAC